UAGAAUCAAUUAAGGUUUGGCAAUUCUUUCAAAAUCUUACAGUGUUCUGUGAGCACUGUACUUUAAGUAACUUUACCAUUCUUCCUUUAACAGCUUUAAGUUUGGAGUUCCAGCUGCGUGAGAACUAGAAGUAAUAUUAAGUACACUUUCAUAUGGGCUAAUGAUCUGAUCAUUUGAAAACGUUUUGAAGGAGUAAAGGUGUUAGAGCACUGGGUUAUUUAUCAGUAUUAACUAUUUAUUACUGUAUUAGUGAUUAUAUAGUUUUAGCAUGUAUGUUACAAAAGAAUUAUAUAUACGGUAUAUAAGCUCUACUGCUGAAUCUGGCCGGAUAUAUUUCCUAUGGUUAGAAGAAUAACGUCAUGCCGCAUUCAGGAAGUAUGCACAGCCUCGGUAUUAUAAUUGAGUUCUGUUGCCUGGGUGCUAGUUCCUGAAUUAUUUCAUUUAAAAAUUAUAAAGACAUUUUUUUUAAAAACUGACAUGUGAAGUUACCAAACAAUUAUGGGAUCCAGGAUCAAAGAAAAUCCUGAAGGAACAUUUUAUUGGUUCUUUGAAGCAUCCUGUCCCAUUGCCAAGGACAAAGAUCCUGAGGUUUUAUUUCAAUUCCCUGAAAAUUUCAAUGACCAGGAAUCCCAGCAAACUCUACCAAGAUUCUGCUUUCCCUAUGACGUUGAAAGGGUGAUAGAGUGCCCAGCAGUGCAGCACUUCACAUUUGUAUUGACAGAUCUGGAAGGCAAUCAGCGCUUUGGUUUCUGUCGUCUCACUUCCAGUUCCAGGACUUGUCUUUGUAUCCUCAGUUAUCUACCUUGGUUUGAAGUGUUCUACAAACUUCUGAAUAACCUGGCAGACUGUCUGACUAAGGGACAGAAAAAUGAAAUGAAGGAAUUGCUUUCAGCUCUCUACAAACAUCCCAUUCCUCAACCUGACAGCUCUGUUGUCCUCCAACUGGACCAGGAGCUGCAGCUCACCACAGUGGCUCUGCUCAAACAGCAGGGCAAGAAUAUUAAAGACCUGUCUAGUGGGAAUCUCGGGCUGCCAUAUUUCAUCGCACCAGACUUGGGAAGCCUGCCUACCAUACCUGAAAGUAGGAACCUUACAGAACUGGUGGUGACAGUGGAUGUCAGCAACCUUCUGCAUCUCUAUGCCAGUAUGCUAUUCGAGAGGAGAAUACUCAUCACUUCAAGCAAACUAAGCACACUGACUGCCUGUGUCCAUGCCACCAGUGCCAUGCUCUAUCCGAUGUACUGGCAGCACAUAUUCAUCCCAGUGCUGCCACCCCACCUGCUGGAUUACUGCUGUGCUCCAAUGCCCUACCUUAUUGGUGUCCACUCAAGUCUAAUGGAGAGAGUUAAGAGUCGGGCUUUAGAAGAUGUCAUCAUUCUGAAUGUUGACACAAACACUAUGGAAUCACCAUUCGAAGAUUUAAAGAAGAUUCCUUCAGAUGUGGUGUCACUUUUGAAGAUGAAACUAAAGAAACAGUCUGCCGCUACUGGGGAUGGCGUGGCGCGAGCAUUUCUGAGAGCACAAGCACUGCUCUUCGGGGGCUACCGGGAUGCACUUGUCUGUGAGUUGGACAACCAAAUUACAUUUUCCGAGGAAUCCUUUCUGAACCACAAAUCUAACACCAUGAUGCAAUUUCUAGAAAACGCAGUCCACCUACAAUUCUUCAAGCAGUUCAUCGAUAACCGUCUUGAAAAGUUAAACAGUGGGAAGCAAUUUGCAGAUGUUUUUGAGGAAGAAAUUAGCCACUGUGGGGUGUCUGCAGGAGGAUCAAAAUCAUAUCAGCAACUUGUGGGCAACUUAAAGAAAGGAGGUGGUGCAUUGAUCCUUACAGUGAAGUCCAGGGCUAAUCCUGCCAUGCUGAACAUGUAUAAAUGUGCCAAGGGCCAUGCCAAAUCAGGAUUGAAGGAGAUGAAAAACCGUCUAACAAACAAGGACUCUGGAGAUGAGCGGUGGUUACAGCGUGGGGGUUCCUUGCGUGCCGAUAAGGGAGGAGGACCCCAGUUCCAAAGAAGGAUACAGUCUGACUGCCUGCAGAGCCGCCUACCUAUCACACAGCACUUUGGCAAGUCUCGACCAAGACGUCCACCCCGAAGAUUUACAAGUCCACUAGAGGAAAAGGCAGAAGACAGGAAUAGUGCUUGGGCCCUGGGCUGGGAUGAGGAUUCUGGGUCAGCUGAUGGGGAAGGAAUGGGAGCUGGCAACGAACAAACUAAUCUGGAAGAUCCGGAUGAGCAAUUCUUCACUGUCUCAGAAGAAAUGGAUCUUCUAGGAGAAAUUUUUGACACACUGAGUUCACAGUCAUCCCAUGAACGAGGAUUACUUUACGGAACUCGCAGCCUAGAUGUCUUCAGUGCCGAUAAUGGGGACUACAUCACAAAGCUGAAAUCAGUCAACCCUAGCAAUGAAAGCUUGGUAUACUCUCCGUCACAGGCUGGGAGUCAGUUGAGCUGGGAACUUGAUGAAGCCGGUGAGAUUUCUUUGGAAAACAGAGAGAUGAGUACAGAGGAAAGUCCUGUAGUGGAAGAGACAACUGAUAAAGCUUCAAAAUCUGACAAGGAUCUCCCCACUCCUACUUCUUUAAAUGUACCCUGCACUUCAGGGUCACCUCAGAUGUCUGAAGGAAAACUUGCAAAUCGUAACAGUGGCAUGUGGGACAGAGGCCUAAUGGAUGAAGAGAAAUGCUUAAAAGAUGAAGAUAAUCUCUCCUCUCCCGUGGCAGAUAAAUCACCUUCCUCUGGAAUUCCCUGGGAGCUGUGUAAUGAAAUUAAAGACAAAUCUGAAAUUGACAAAGACUUUGAAAAAAUAAGAAAAGAGGAGUCUACAUCUGGGAAUCUCCAGGAAUCAGAAUAUACCUCAAAGCAAAGUGGCUUACAGGUUUCUAGAGGUUGCUCAGAAACCGAUACCCAGCAGAAUGAUGGGGAAUUAAAUACUCCUCCUGAAGCCACGAAAGUGAGCAAUUUAGAUGUGUCCACAAGCACAAAAGUGUCUGAAAAGGAAAUGGCAUCACAGUCAGUUCCUGAGGUCUUUGAGAAAAAGAAGGACAAAUGUCUGAGAGAUCGUGGCCCAGACAUCACUGUGACAAAUUCAACAUCUAGAGCAGAUUCAGAUGAAGAAAACAGAAGAGAAAACAAACCUUCACUGCCCAGGGUACAGUCAGCUGUAGCACUUUUUCAGUCCAAAGUUACAAAACCUGUAACUGAAGGGAAAGCUCAGCUACCUAUCAUCUCAACCAAACCUAUCCCUGGUCUGAAAACAGCUAGUUAUUUUUGUCGUAGCCCGGAAACUAUCCCAAGUAAAAUAUAUGCAGCACCAGUGACAGAUGUCUCACAGAAUGGAAUAUUAGUAACUUCAAUCAAAACAAUCAACCAAGACACAAAACAAGACGCAGGAGAGCGAGAUGGUGUUGAGACACCAUCACCUGCAAAUGAAGAAGACUUACCACCUGUUAAAAAAGUGUCCGAGCUAAAGAAAAGUGAUUAUGUUCUACAGUGUCCUGUACAUUCCAAGCACGUGGAGUGUAAAAUUGCAACGUUCAUGGACUAGGAUGACUGCUUUUACUUCACAUAACGGUGCUGGAUGACUAUAGUUCUUUAGCACAUACAAGAAAAUAAAUGUCAAUGCCUUCUCUUCCAACAACCUCUGAGCAUUUUGUUUGACAAAAUGAGCCUAAUAAUGCAACAACAAAUAUUAUGGAAUAGCCAAGCUCAAAAGAAGGUACUGUAACAAGAUAAAUGGUAAUCCUGUAAGCAGAACAAUUUCUUCUAAUAUAUUACAAAAGAACCAUAUUUUGCAUAUUUUGAUUAUCUGAUGAACCUUCAGAUGUGCAUUUUGGCAGAAUUCACUGCUGGUAGCCAUAUAUCAUUCAACUAGAGCCCGGUGUCAUUGUAUGGCAAGUUAGCUAUUGGUUCAUUUUUUAUACCACUUUUAAGUGAAAACAACACACCAAUUAUCUGUUAUGUUUAAUAUACUUUCACCAAUCCUUGAGGGUUUUUUAUGUGUUACUUAGCAUUAUUUUGUUCUUGUUCUUGAUUCCAGGACAAUGGAAAGACAAACAAGUUUGCUAUCCAUACUCUUUAUGCCUAACAAAGCAUUGGAUUUGUAGUUUUCCAGGCAUCAUGCAAUGUGCUAAGUUAAUGCUGUAGACUUCAAAGUCUAAUUAAGCUUAGGUGGUCUUCAUCAUUUACAGUAUAUGUUCUAAGUUGUUUCUCAAUUGUCAAUUCUGUUAGUCAGAUAAUGUGUUAUAUAUUUUUGCUGCGCAAUGCACAUAUUCUUUCUUCUUCCUCUUGUCAUUAUGAUCUAUUAAUGUUGCACAAUCUCCCGUAAAUAAGAGGCACUUCUAAAUUCAUGAAAGUUUGUGAUCUACUGUAAAAGCUUGUGGAAUGUUUUUGUGCAAUGAAGUCACGUUUAAUAUUGUAAAGUAGCUAUCUUACACUGAAAGACAAUAUAUUACCUUUGUAAAGAGAAGCUGCACAGUAAGAACUGCAUUUCUGCAAAUCCUAUAAACAUCUGAAAGCAUAUUUAAAUGAAAACAUUCAUAUUAUCACUUCUCACAAAUACAGUCUGUAAUCAUUGAAACCACUACUUUGUACCAAAAUAAAAUUCGGCGUGUGAGAAAAA
Messenger RNA from Lepisosteus oculatus (spotted gar), 4617 nucleotides. It is a transcript of the gene dennd1c, whose product is annotated as DENN domain containing 1C. Gene Ontology annotation, cellular component: intracellular membrane-bounded organelle; cytosol. Gene Ontology annotation, biological process: endocytosis; endocytic recycling. NCBI's taxonomy places the organism in Eukaryota, Metazoa, Chordata, Actinopteri, Semionotiformes, Lepisosteidae. Gene Ontology annotation, molecular function: guanyl-nucleotide exchange factor activity; phosphatidylinositol phosphate binding. The record is from RefSeq and is a predicted model, not a curated record.